CCGCCACCUCGCUGGUUCCACCAGAUACGAUAGAAUGAGUGUCGUGUAGUCCACAUGAUGGUAAGGUGGUGCGGCUGCUGCAGCGUACGUCCAUGCAGUGUAUGUCCCACCUCCCCUACCGCAUGCCCCUCCCUCUCAGUUGUAGGUCUGCCCUGGCCAGCAUUGUCUUGAGCACGCCGCGCCACAGCUGCCGGCACGUGGCCUCCUCCUUCCGCUGCUUCCGAUCCGCCUGACGCCGCAAGAAAUCUGAAUGAAUCAAGACAUCCAUCCGCGCAGAGAAAGACGUGAAUGAAGAUGUGUCCGGCCCGGCCGGCCGCUCACUGACUGACCUUGUGCAGCCUCCCGCAGGUUGUCUGCGUCUUGCAGCAUGACGACCACACCGUCGAUGCGUGGCUUGGCGCCGCUCCACUGGUAGUCGAAGCCCACGAGGGCGGGGGCAUGCUCCAGUUGGAGCCGACGCGCAGCACGCAAGGCACCGGGACACUCACCCUCACUCAGGUGCACUGUGCCCACAGGCAACCCCACCUGCAUUGCAUACCGAGGGUACACACGACAAGCGGCAAUAAAGUGACUGAUGGGCCAUACAUACCUCAGUAUUACGGACGUCCGUCGUUGGUGGUGUGGUGUGGUGUGUAUACCAACCAUACCUUGCUGGUGAGGUCGACAUUUCCGUAUUCGUUGACGGGGAUGGUGCCGUUGGUGGCCACCUGCCGCGCCAUGGGGGUCGUCUGCCACACACCAUACAGCUUCCUGUCUACAGCAUCCACCUCCUGCAUCGCCGCAUCUGUCAUACACGCACACAUACGCAACAUAGGCACAUGUGGGAUGGAUGGAUGGCGCUGCGUGCCACGCUGUUUGACCUGCGGUACCACCGUGUGUGGUUUUCUUGGUGGGCUUGCGGGGCUGAGUCCUGAAGGGCCGCUCCAACUCGCACUCUAUCACCUGCAGACGGACGCACCGUACCGUACACACAUGGUCAUUCGUCCACAACAGCACAGCCUGCCUCUUUGCAGUGGUGUCUGUUUGUUUGUAUCCCUCCCUCCCUCCAUCUCCCUAUGUAGGCAGCCUACCUACCUGUCGGCCUUCUUUCUUCCACUGGUCGGCGGUCCUCAGCUUGGUGACAUCACCGCGGCGGUAGACCUUCUGGCCCUGGAAGUACCCCACCACAGCACCAGCAGCCUCUACUGCACGCGGAUGGAUCGCCUCGUCCAUAUUCAACUGACACACAACACAUGUGACGUGACAUGACACACAAUGCAAUGCAACGCAAUGCUCAUCCGUCCAUGUGUGUAUCAUCCCAUCCACCCCACCCGUCCAUGGCAUCAACAGCACGGCCCCAUGGCAUGUAUCUUCCCUCCCUCCCUCCCUCCCUCUAGGCCUACCUACCUACCUCAGAUGGAAGGGCGAAUAGCGGGUGGUUUUUGAAGUCUUUCUGGGCCGACGGCAGCGGCUCACGCGACUUCUUGCGACCCAGCCGCUCAUCGUCCAGACGAUCCUCUGAAACGAUACAUGCACUACUCACAGUGAAUGCCUACCGCGUUGCUUCCCGUUCCCUCGCUUACCGAUGGUAGGUCGGCGGCUGCGGGAUGACUUGGCCGCACACUCAGUGAUGUCCUCUAUCAGCUGCUGUAGCCCACCACCCCGAUGCUUGAGUACGUCAGACCACCUGCAGGUGCACAACCGCACAGUCAAGAACACAGAGCCAUCCAAUCCACUGCCUCCCUCCCUCCCUCCCUCUCUCCCUCCCUCUUUGCCCGCCCGUCUGUGUCCAGUGGCUCUGUCUGUCCCCAUGGCCUACUUAUCGACAUAUCUGAGUGUGAUAUCGACGGGCCUCCCCGCCCGGCAGCCCAGUAUGAUAUCACGAGGACCGACGCCGCCCCCAUCGCCACCCUUGCCCCUCCCCCUCCCCUUGGGCUUGUUGGUGUGCUUGUUGGUGAGUGAGUCGACGAGUUGUCUCCUGAUGCCCUCCAUCUCCUCAUCACUCUCGCUGCCCGCGUCACCUGGAUCGGGCACCCGCACCAACACGGGCCCCCUGGCCGGGUGGUCAACACCCCCAUCUCCCUCACCAUCCCCAUCCUCGUCCAUGGCGCCGUCACUGUCACUGUCGCUGUCGGAUCCACCGUGCUCGUCCAGGAACAGACCCAGCGACGCCAUCCCCGACGAUGACGACCGACCACCCGCCGCAGCAGCUGCUGCUGCUGCUGGGGCGGGCUCCUCUUCCCUUGGCAGUGGCUCCUCUGGCGGCACAGCAAAGUCGCCAUCCAGAUACAGCGGCACCCACCUACAUGACAUGACAUGCAGUGAUUGAUAUGGAAAGCAUAGCAUCAAUGCAAUCAAUGCACACGUGUGCACUAACUAAGUUCCCUGUCUGUCUGUCUGUCUGUCUGUGUCUGUGUGGGUGCCACCUUACUGCUUCGAGCAGAAGAGCUCGAGCCAGAGUGCUGCCUUGGUGUGUGGCGUCUUGUCGCCCCCGCCGGGCAGCGAGGGGCACCGCAGCACGAGGCGACACGGCACACGGUAGGACCGAUAUGCCGCACACAGCAGCUGACACACAGACAGACAGACAGACAGACAACCGACAUACCAUACGCCACAUCCAAUCAAUCAAGGCACACAGAGUGGAAGGGUCCCUCACUCCCUCACUCACUCACUCACCAGCACAGCCAUGUUGUAAGAGGCAGCCUUCCGCUUCAGCGCCCUGUCAGUCAUUAAUUAUCAAAGAUGAGAUGAACGAACAAGGUACGCUACGGUAGGUACGCAUCUGUCUGUCUGUCUGUAUGUGUGUAUGUAUGUGUGUAUGCGUGUGUACUGUACCGCAGCAUCUUGCGGUGUAUGGCACCGGCGAUGUGUGCGCUAGGCUGCAAACAAGUGAUUGUCGAGGCCGGCCCUCGUGACAGACAGAUACCAUUCCCUUCCUCCCUCACUCCCUCCCGGCCCGCCUGUUUGUCCCACUUCCCUUACCGGGUUCUGGAAGAGCCACACAUGAGAGCGCUCCUGCACCUGCAGGCGGACAGCAGCAAAGCACAGCACACACAACCCAACCAGCCAGGGAGUGAUUGAGCGAAUGGAAAGGCUGGGUUGGGUGGCGUUUGCAUGUGUGUAUGUGUGCAUCCCUUCGGGUGCCUGCCUGUCUGCCUGCCCACUGACUGGCUGACCAGGCCACCUACCCUACCCGGAUCGAUGACUUGAAUAUGCUGAGCAGGUCAUCAAGGCCGGUCGUCCACUCGGACUCGCCCCCUGUGUCACUCCUGUCCAUUGGACGGUCGACCCGCACCUGGUGAGGGAAUGCCAGCCGACCGCCGCCCUCCAAAUACGCACGAACGCACCGCUGCAGCCACCGCACCCAAUCAAACCAAUGACAUUCACGCAGACAUAACAGAAUGGAUUGGCGGGGACAGAACGGCACGUCGAAGAGAUUGACCAUCCAUGAAUCGAGAGAUUGACCAGAGCGGUGGUGAGUGAGUGCGGCAGUGCAGUGCAGUGCCCCCGCUUGCUUGCUCUUGUGUGACUGACUAACUGACUGACCUACCUGGAUGAUUCGGUCAUCGCAGAUCUUGGAGAGGAAGAUGGUGUGCGCCAGAUGGCAGCACAUGUGGACCUGCCGCAGCCGAUGCUCUUCUUUCUUCAUUGUCAGGAUUGCCAGCUUGGCAAGAC
This is a messenger RNA of Vitrella brassicaformis, 3654 nucleotides long. The record is from the annotation of a GenBank genome assembly. Lineage: Eukaryota; Vitrellaceae.